AUGGUUGCACCAACCGCUGUGAAAAAGGUCGCUGUAGAUCUGGGAGGAUCGGAAAAUGAUACUGCGGGGGUUUCGCGAGUUUUGGGUGGAAACCCUAUGCACAAGGUAGGAAGUGACGAUGAAGACGACGACGAAGUACUGGUAGAGGACCAAGAUAUGCAGGACUCGGAGCCCCAAGGCGAAGAGAAUGGGGAGAAAAAAGACAGGUCUGCAAAGGGGGUGGUGCUAGACGAAGAAGGUAAACCUAGGUUUGCAUCUGCUGCUCAGGCUACGGAGACCAAGGCAAAGCUAGAGUCGCGGAAAGUUCCUGUGCCGCCUCAUAGAAUGACGCCUCUGAGAAAUAACUGGACCAAGAUCUACCCUCCUCUGGUGGACCACUUGAAGCUCCAAGUGCGCAUGAACCUAAAGACCAAGACCGUGGAGCUCAGGACGCAUCCUAAACACACCACGGACCCUGGAGCUUUGCAAAAGGGCGCCGAUUUCAUCAAGGCUUUCACGCUCGGCUUCGACCUCGACGACGCCAUCGCGUUGCUGAGACUAGACGAUCUGUACAUCGAGACCUUCGAAGUCAAAGACGUGAAAACGCUGAACGGCGACCAUCUUUCACGUGCCAUUGGUAGAAUCGCCGGGAAAGACGGUAAAACCAAAUUUGCCAUUGAGAACGCCACUCGUACGCGUAUCGUCCUGGCAGACUCCAAAAUUCACAUCCUAGGGGGCUUCACCCACAUUCGCAUGGCCCGUGAAUCAGUUGUGAGUCUUAUCCUCGGUUCACCUCCGGGCAAAGUGUACGGAAAUCUGCGUACCGUUGCUUCAAGACUAAAAGAACGCUACUGA
Molecule: messenger RNA, 834 nt
Organism: Lachancea dasiensis
Lineage: Eukaryota; Fungi; Ascomycota; Saccharomycetes; Saccharomycetales; Saccharomycetaceae
Source: the annotation of a GenBank genome assembly